AUGAAUGACAUGAAGCACUGCCCUGUGAAGACCCUGCUGUCACCCAUCCUGCACACUGUGCACGUGCAGCACUGCCCUGUGAAGACCCUGCUGUCACACAUCCUGCACACUGUGCAGCACUGCCCUGUGAAGACCCUGCUGUCACACAUCCUGCACACUGUGCAGCACUGCCCUGUGAAGACCCUGCUGUCACACAUCCUGCACACUGUGCACGUGCAGCACUGCCCUGUGAAGACCCUGCUGUCACACAUCCUGCACACUAUGCACGUGCAGCACUGCCCUGUGAAGACCCUGCUGUCACACAUCCUGCACACUGUGCAGGUGCAGCACUGCCCUGUGAAGACCCUGCUGUCACCCAUCCUGCACACUGUGCACGUGCAGCACUGCCCUGUGAAGACCCUGCUGUCACCCAUCCUGCACGUGCAGCACUGCCCUGUGAAGACCCUGCUGUCACACAUCCUGCACACUAUGCACGUGCAGCACUGCCCUGUGAAGACCCUGCUGUCACACAUCCUGCACACUGUGCAGGUGCAGCACUGCCCUGUGAAGACCCUGCUGUCACACAUCCUGCACGUGCAGCACUGCCCUGUGAAGACCCUGCUGUCACCCAUCCUGCACGUGCAGCACUGCCCUGUGAAGACCCUGCUGUCACGCAUCCUGCACGUGCAGCACUGCCCUGUGAAGACCCUGCUGUCACCCAUCCUGCAUGUGCAGCACUGCCCUGUGAAGACCCUGCUGUCACACAUCCUGCACACUGUGCACGUGCGGCACUGCCCUGUGAAGACCCUGCUGUCACCCAUCCUGCACACUGUGCACAUGCAGCACUGCCCUGUGAAGACCCUGCUGUCACACAUCCUGCACGUGCAGCACUGCCCUGUGAAGACCCUGCUGUCACCCAUCCUGCACGUGCAGCACUGCCCUGUGAAGACCCUGCUGUCACACAUCCUGCACGUGCAGCACUGCCCUGUGAAGACCCUGCUGUCACCCAUCCUGCAUGUGCAGCACUGCCCUGUGAAGACCCUGCUGUCACACAUCCUGCACACUGUGCACGUGCAGCACUGUCCUGUGAAGACCCUGCUGUCACCCAUCCUGCACGUGCAGCACUGCCCUGUGAAGACCCUGCUGUCACACAUCCUACACACUGUGCACGUGCAGCACUGUCCUGUGAAGACCCUGCUGUCACACAUCCUGGACACAGCUGGAAAGAGGAGAGAGACUUAG
Acipenser ruthenus (sterlet) is the source of this 1221-nucleotide messenger RNA. Its product is annotated as dynein heavy chain-like. The coding region runs from base 1 to 1221 and encodes 406 amino acids. Lineage: Eukaryota; Metazoa; Chordata; Actinopteri; Acipenseriformes; Acipenseridae. The transcript has 2 exons. The record is from RefSeq and is a predicted model, not a curated record.